Fulvia fulva is the source of this 1002-nucleotide messenger RNA. RefSeq lists its product as uncharacterized. The transcript has a single exon. The coding region runs from base 1 to 1002 and encodes 333 amino acids. The record is from RefSeq and is a predicted model, not a curated record. Lineage: Eukaryota; Fungi; Ascomycota; Dothideomycetes; Mycosphaerellales; Mycosphaerellaceae.
AUGCAACAACAUCCUAUGGACUCACCGGUUGGCUCAAGACGAGGUACUUUUCGGGAUUACAGUCCGACAGCUCGGCAACGCCGUAAACAAUUGCUGGAAGUCCAACAGGAUCUCGAACGUUUUUCAAUAUGCGAAGAUGCGAUCGACGAAGAACCGCCGACACAACCUGGCUCAGCACCAGUCCCAGAGAGGAGACCACAGAGUCGAUAUCGACCAAGCAGUCCACCACGGCGCCGGUACCGCCCAGUAGGCUUUGCGCCACAAGUGAACAAGAAUCUGACUCGCAACACCUCCAUGAACAGUAUGCUACGAUACUUCAAUCGCGACAGAUUUGAUCAAAGAGAUCUCAGCAGAGUCGCCACGGCAGCACAAAGCAAAGGUCAAAGCCCCGGCAGCAUGCACAGCCCUGAGAACGUGAAAAGCCCGCCCGAUCGGGACUCGCAUGUAAGACAAGAGUCUGCUGCUGCACAGCAUAUCAGCUAUCAGAACGUGAUCUACGAAGUACGUCCAGGGAGCUGUCCUCACUGCUCCGGUCACUCCUACAUCCCGCUGCGCCUCGCCUCUCAGCCGCGCAUGCCUGGUUCCUGGGACGAAUCGCACCACCCAGACUCCGACAUCAUCAACGAAGAUUUGUCCCAACUCUUGACGGCCCUCUCAAUCCAGCUGAUACAGCAUCACCAGCUCUGCCCACGAUACCGAUCGAAGGGUCGGGCAGACUGGCACUGGGAAGAUCGACGACCAAUGUGGUUGCCACAGCUCAGUGAGAACUUCACACUCUACAAGUCGGACAGUGUGCAGUACCCGCGAGAUCUGUGGAGAGAUUACGAGGUGUCGAGAGCUUGGUCACAGGGAAGGAAAGCAGUAGUCAGGAGAUAUCUUGGAGAACCGCACCACGAGAUUGCGGAUAUUCCAGCUGCGGUCUCGGCGGAUGGAGAUGGAGAUGAUGAGGAGAAGCCUAAGGAGAAGGGGAAGAAGUUUUCGGUGGAGGAUCUGGAUAAGUAG